Molecule: messenger RNA, 2091 nt
Organism: Aspergillus puulaauensis
Lineage: Eukaryota; Fungi; Ascomycota; Eurotiomycetes; Eurotiales; Aspergillaceae
Exons: 4
Coding region: 1-2091 (696 amino acids)
Source: RefSeq, a predicted model, not a curated record
AUGGCUUCUCCCCGUCCCCCUCACAACUUCGCUGGACCGCAAGGCUAUUCGCUCCCUAACGGUGCCUCAGGCCCAGUCCCCGGAGCCGCUCCUCUACUACCCAACAACGGACGAAUCAUUCAAAAUGGGCCUGUGAGAGUGUUGUGUAUUGCAGAUGUUCGAGGAAAUCUGAAGUCUCUGAACGAGUUGGCCAGACAAGCCCGCGCAGACCAUAUUAUCCACACCGGUGACUUUGGUUUCUACGAUGAUACAUCGCUGGAGCGGAUUGCGGACAAAACCCUUAAACAUGUUGCUCAAUACUCUCCCCUUCUACCGGAAGGCGUGAAGCGCGCAAUUGCUCAGACCCCUCCCCAGCAGUCGAUCAAGUCGCGGUUCACACCAGACCAACUACCCCUUUCAGAGCUCUCCAUGCUGCUGGAUAAGCGGCUCACACUCGAUGUUCCUGUAUACACUGUAUGGGGUGCGUGCGAGGAUGUUAGGGUGCUAGAGAAGUUCCGCUCAGGUGAAUAUAAGGUUGACAAGCUGCACAUCAUUGACGAGGCCAACUCUCGGUUGCUGGACAUUGGUGGCGUCAAGCUGCGUCUGCUCGGCCUGGGAGGUGCGGUUGUGAUGCACAAGCUUUUCGACAACGGUGAAGGAAAGACAACCAUUGCGGGUGGCCAAGGAACCAUGUGGACGACUCUGCUACAAAUGGGUGAAUUGAUCGACACCGCCAAUCGUGUUUACGACCCGUCGGAAACCCGUAUAUUUGUUACGCACGCUUCACCUGCCCGUGAAGGAAUGUUGAACCAGCUUUCUGUGACUCUCAAGGCCGACUUUUCUGUCUCUGCCGGGCUUCAUUUCCGCUACGGUUCGUCCUACAACGAGUUCUCUGUUAACCCCUCGCUCGACCACUAUCGGGGCAAGCUGGCCGCGUCCAAGGCUUCUUUCAACGAUGUGUGGGAAACAGUGCGGGGUGAAGUCGAGUCCGCUAUUCACCAGAACGAUGCUCAGAAGACCUUGCUGGAAAACGCCCUUGGUGUGGUUGAGAAGAUGCCUGCUGUUGCCAAUGGCGGGAACCCCUUCGGUGGCCCGGUCAACCCUGGUAGUGCUAGCGGUCAGGUAGACGAGAGUGCUUUCAAGAACAUGUGGAACUUCAACUUGGCGGACGCUGCCUUUGGAUUUUUGGUCCUUGAGAUCGAGUCUGGACGUAUCGGCACGGAAAUGCGCGCUCAGGGAUUCAACUUUGCUCACCGUACCGGCAAGCCCCUAGCCUCUGGUGCUCCUCAGCCUGCUCCUCAAACAGGUGCUCCUGUCAGCGUACCUUCUCCCGUCAACGCCGGUCGUCCUAAUGUUGCCACACCUCAGUUUGGUCAAACUCAGCCCAUUCCCGCUCGUGCCGCGCCCCCUGCACAGGGCAAGGGACCUGCCGCUGCAGCUCGCACCUCUCCUGCUCCGGUCCUCCCCAAGUCCGUAACUCCACAGCCCUCUGCUACAGCUGAUUCUGCUGAAAGCUCGGUUACUCUCGAGGCCAAUGGUUCGGCACACCCCGAGAAGCAAGGAGAAUCCCCAGCCCCCAAGACGGAGCGGAAGCAGAGCAACGCUCUGUUCAUCUCGAAUGUUGAGAACGAGCAAGCUGCGCGGGAGUUGUUCGGCGAAGAUGACAAGGCUAAGCUACUAAAGGUAGAGAAAUGGGGCAAAUACAACCAUGUCGCCACAUUUGGAACCGUGGAGGAUGCCAAGGCUGCUCUUGAUCACCUCCCCAUCGAAAACAAGAAGUCCACUCCUCCCGGCCAACCACGAAAGCCCAACGUCAAGUUCUUCGAAGACCGUGGCAGCCACCGUGGGAAUGCCGGCACGUGGCAAAGCAGCAACCGAGGUGGUAGCAACGCAUCACAACGCGGAGGAUAUCAGAGUGGAGGAGCUAGCGAUAGCGAAACUGGACGCGGACGAGGUUUGGGCGGACGAGGCGGCGGUCGUGGGCGCGGUGACCGCGGACGCGGCGGGCGAGGUGGUCGCGGAGGGUUCAACAAGUCAGGCCCAACGGAUUCAUCUGCUCCAUCAACGUCGACACCGACCGGUGACAAGCCCGCUGCGUCUGGCGACGCCUAA